Molecule: messenger RNA, 2066 nt
Organism: Oreochromis niloticus (Nile tilapia)
Lineage: Eukaryota; Metazoa; Chordata; Actinopteri; Cichliformes; Cichlidae
Gene: hoxc13a
Product: homeobox C13a
Exons: 2
Coding region: 199-1107 (302 amino acids)
Biological process (GO): regulation of DNA-templated transcription
Molecular function (GO): DNA-binding transcription factor activity, RNA polymerase II-specific; DNA binding
Source: RefSeq, a predicted model, not a curated record
GUGGGUCUUUAAAGGGCUGCUCUGCUCCUGCUCACAAGCUCAAUCUCGUAGGACUUGUUAGCGUAUCACGUGCCAGAUUCUUAAUGAAGUGGACACACAAGAGCACUAUGUGCGCAUGCGCUCGGUGUAAACUGUAGUUGGAAAUGAGGUGUCCGUCUUGGAGUAGUCGACUUUUAAAAAGCAUCGGCAGCCCGUGAUAUGACGACUUCGCUAGUUCUGCAUCCACGCUGGGCGGACACCUUGAUGUACGUUUAUGAAAAAAGCCCGAAUGAAAACAACCAGAAUAAAAGCCAAACAAUGGAGGGACUGAGCGGUAAUUGCCCUGCGACCCACUGCAGGGACCUGAUGUCGCACCCCGCGCUGGGACGACAUUCUGGCACCAUAGCGACCCACCAGGGCUCCGUCUACUCGGAUAUUUCCUCCACAGACACUGGCCGACAGUGUCCUGCUUCUCAAACAUCAUCAAGUGCAUCUUUGAGUUACGGUUAUCCCUUUGGAAACCCAUAUUACGGCUGCAGAUUAUCUCACUCGCACAACGUGAACUUGCAGCAGAAGCCUUGCUCGUACCAUCCCGCAGAGAAAUAUGCCGAGCCCAGCACAGCGCUGCCUACGGAAGAACUGUCUACCAGGGCGAAAGAGUUUGCCUUCUACCCGAGUUUCGCCAGCUCGUAUCAGGCUGUUCCCGGAUAUCUCGACGUGUCGGUGGUGCCCAGUAUCAGUGCCCACCCUGAACCGCGCCACGACGCCUUGAUUCCCAUGGAGGGCUACCAGCACUGGGCUCUCCCUAAUAGCUGGGAUGGCUACAAAGAGCCAACACAGCCAACUCACAUUUGGAAAUCACCUUUCCCAGAUGUUGUGCCAUUGCAGCCCGAGGUCAGCAGUUAUCGUCGAGGGCGUAAAAAGCGUGUCCCUUACACCAAACUCCAGCUCAAGGAACUGGAGAAAGAGUAUGCAGCAAGCAAGUUCAUCACCAAAGACAAGAGAAGGCGCAUCUCGGCCGCCACCAACCUUUCAGAGCGUCAAGUCACCAUCUGGUUCCAAAACCGACGAGUCAAGGAGAAGAAAUUUGUCAGUAAAUCCAAGAACAGUCAUAUGCACACCACUUGAAUGGAUGAGCGACUUUCUUGAAACUGCAAGUCACACUUUCCAAAUCAUCUUGCCAUAUAUUUACCUCUUCCAAUCAUAGUUGAAGAAAUUUUUUUGUAUUUUUAAUUUAAGUUCCAUCAUCAGUUCCACCGACCACGCAACCAAGGUCUCCGAUUUCAAUUUAGAGAUAAUGCUCUAAAAACUGUGAAAAUAUAAAAAUUCACUUCACAUUUUGUUUUAUAGGAAUGUACAUAUAUAAAUAUAUAAUAUUUAAAACGAUAUUAGUAUUUCAAAGACACGUAUUGCGUGUUUUUUUCCUUUCCUGUUUCCUUUUUGUAAGAUUUCAAAAGGACUGAUGACAUUUCAAUACUUGCGACUGAUCAAAACAGAGGACACGGUUUAAUGUCAUUUUUGAACUGUAAUCGCCGCAUGGACAAUGGUUGCUGUGGCGAAAAGACAUGCUGAACUUGAGACUUUAUCUUCUUCAACAAAAGACUUUCGGAAGAAAGAAUAAUUUUCUAAAAAAAAAAAAAAAAAAAAGGAAAAAGAAAGAAAAAGAAAAAAUAUUCCGUCUGAAUAUCAAAAGCUAUGUGCGUGGGAUAUGUUAAGCCUGGGGUAAAACAAAGGCUGCUAUGUCGUUAAUCUGUACAGUGCAAUGCCUUUCUUAUUUAAUUCAUAUUAUCUAGUAUGGCGGAAAUGUAAACUGGAAUAUCCCCCAAAUCUGUAUGUUUUCCUUUUAUCAGUGAAGGAUUCUGUCAUGCAACCGGAAUGAUUGUAAACCAUUAAAGUCAGUGAGUAUUACACAUAAAUGCACAAUCGUUUCUAUCUUGUUUUGACUUCGUUAGUGUAACCAUUGGAGAUGAUCACACGCCUUGUACGACGCCUGUAAUUUCUACUUUGGUGCAGUAUGUGAACUGUUUUGUGGUGUUGAAUUACGUACUGAUAACGUGUUUCAUAAAUAAAUGAUGAUUAUGAAAAUG